Messenger RNA from Pseudoliparis swirei, 1307 nucleotides. Its product is annotated as interferon regulatory factor 2-like. Lineage: Eukaryota; Metazoa; Chordata; Actinopteri; Perciformes; Liparidae. Gene Ontology annotation, molecular function: DNA-binding transcription factor activity, RNA polymerase II-specific; RNA polymerase II cis-regulatory region sequence-specific DNA binding. Gene Ontology annotation, cellular component: nucleus. The record is from RefSeq and is a predicted model, not a curated record. Gene Ontology annotation, biological process: immune system process; regulation of transcription by RNA polymerase II. The transcript is spliced from 6 exons. Bases 1 to 858 code for a protein of 285 amino acids.
AUGCAACGAGCAGGCCGGCUGAGGCUGAGGCCGUGGCUGGAGGAGCAGAUUCAGUCGGGGAGGUAUCCAGGAGUCAGCUGGGUGGACCAGUCGGCACAAAUCUUCCAAAUCCCGUGGAUACACGCCGCUCGUCACGGAUGGAGUAUCGACCGAGAUGCCACACUGUUCAGGAGUUGGUCCGUGCACACCGGACGAUACCGUCCGGGCAGAGACGAGCCGGACCCCAAGACGUGGAAGGCCAACUUCCGCUGCGCCUUGAAUUCGCUGCGUGACGUCUGCGAGCUGCAGGAGCGCCGCAGGAGGAGAGGCGGCGCCGCACACCGGGUCUACAGGAUGCUGCCCGGCGCGCAGCCGCGCAGACGCAGGAGAGGCCGGGCGGGUCAGAGUGCACGGACCUCCUCGCAGGGGGACAUGUUCUCAGAGAGGCCUCGGGAAAGACGGCCGAGUCUCAUCGACGGCGCACACGCCGCGCAGCCUCGGCCUCCCGCGGCGAGACCCGCUUCAGGCCCGCCGCGGGAGGCCGAGGACCCUGAGGGAGACACGACGGGCAACACGCAAACACACGGUACCUGGGAUGCCAAUCCAGAGGACCAGGAGCAGAAUGAGGCUGUGUUUAAGUUGAUGGACCGCUUCAGCAACGCUGACGUCUGGAACCAGACCGGGGAGCAGAGAGGACGGAGAGCUCACACGCUGUGGGACCACUGGCACUGCGCUGGUGAAGACAACCUGACCUCUCAGCACACAGAGACCGGCGGUGACCCGUUCGGUCCGAACUACAUCAAGGAGCUCUCCGAUUGGCCGAUGCACCACACCGAUGACUCCCCCUGCGUCUCUUCGUGUUACCGCCACCACAUUUGAUUAAAAGCUGAUUUUUAUUUUUAUUUAAAGCUUUCUGCUGUCAGUCUGCUGACCACUGAAGAAGGGAAACGAGAGAGGCCGGGCGGAUGGAGAGAAUACUGCUCCUCUCUGCUGAAGCUCUUGUUCCAAGCCAAGCUUUCCUCUCUGGCAUCACCGCUUCUCUGCGGUUCAACGCCUCAAACUCACUGACACGACACCGAGCUCAGAGGAGACGGAUCCCAUUUCGCUGUCGUGCAGGAUCAGUCACCGCUCCUUCUUUUGUUCGUUUGUACUGGAUAUUUAACAUAAACAGCUUUUAGUUUCACCAAUUUUUAAGUCUUCUAAAAUAUAUAUACUCAGUUUUGUAUAUUGUCAUGCAGCACAUGCAGUUUGUUUGUGUGAUAUUGCACAACCUUGUUUUCUGUUUGUAUUGUUAAAAUAAGUGUGCAAAUAAAAGUACAUUACCAUGU